AUGCGCACAACGGCCCUCCAGCAGAAGAUCAUGUCGUCAGGCGCGCCACUCCUCUCGCCUAACCUUGACCUUUUCAGCACGCGCGUGCCUAGCCAGCCGUUCUUCAGCAACGGCGGGCCCAGUCAGCAGAUGCAGCAGCUUCACCUGCAACAACAGCAACAACAGCAGCACAGCAUGCAACAGCAACAGCUUUUCUUGCAGGCACAGGAUAAACUGAUGAUGGAGACUCGCAUCCAACAAGCCAGCAUACAACAAGCCAGCAUCCAACAUAGACUCUCCCCAAGGCAGAUAACCCUACCCCAGCCUAACAUGAUGCCUCUCAGGAUCCCACCCUCUGCCCCACCCCCUGCCCCGCCCACUGCCCCACCCCCUGCCCCACCCACACCCCGAGGUUCCCUAUCCCCCGCCUCCCCUACCUUACCUGGACCACGCCCUUCUGUCCCAGCCAUCAAUCACCCGCACAUGACUCCGCCCCUUGUCGGCGACACGGCAGAACGUCAUUGGUGGAGCGUCCAGAGGCCACCCUACCCCAGCUCACCUGGCCCCCUCCCCCCACCACCCCCGGGUCUCAUCAACAUCACUCCCCGUGUGUUCUACCGUCCAGUCGACCCCAGACUUCACCCCUUCCUAACCUCCCCCCUACCCCCCAUGUGCGGGGAACUCCUAGAGCGACCAGCCCCACGACGUUGUCGACGCUGCCGAUGCCCGAACUGCCUCAAGAGCUCCAACAGCCCGAGCUCCAGCCCCAACAAGCGCCGCAUGCACGUCUGCCACUACCCUGGGUGUGGUAAAGAAUACGGCAAAACCUCCCAUCUCAAAGCGCAUCUUCGCGGCCACGCAGGAGAACGGCCGUUUGUCUGUCGGUGGUUGUACUGCCAGAAGCGCUUCACCCGCUCCGACGAGCUACAGCGUCACCUGCGGACCCACACGGGAGAGAAGAACUUCGAGUGCGGGGACUGCGGCAAACGGUUCAUGCGCAGCGACCAUCUCAGCAAACACACGCGGACCCACGAGAUCAAGAGAGAUAAAACAAGCGAUGAUGACGACGAUAAAAACCUCGACCAGAACACGUCAUCGCUCAGCCUGGAUGGUUUCUGUGACGACGACGACAGCGUGGAUGAGGACAUCGAUGUCGGGUGUGAGUACCCGGAUUACCGCUCGGGUCACAGCUCGGGGUCAGAGGUCAGCGACGACGAAACUGUCGAAAGCCACGCCAGCAGACGCCAGCUUGACGACAACAACAGUUACCACAGCAACCACCACAAACACCAGACCACUGUUUUAAGUGGACCGUACCUCACCACCGGGGAGACCCGUGGACCUUACCUCACCACCGGGGAGACCCGAUACUUUUCUCCCGAGCUGGUCGGGUUUAGGGAGUACCAGCACCACGUGACCUUUGACCCUGAGCUCCAUAGGACGCAGGAUAUCAAAGACGAUAAGGAAAACAGACUUACCCGGCACACGUAG
Physella acuta is the source of this 1470-nucleotide messenger RNA. RefSeq names its product specificity protein transcription factor 3-like. Gene Ontology annotation, molecular function: RNA polymerase II cis-regulatory region sequence-specific DNA binding; DNA-binding transcription factor activity, RNA polymerase II-specific. Gene Ontology annotation, biological process: regulation of transcription by RNA polymerase II. Lineage: Eukaryota; Metazoa; Mollusca; Gastropoda; Physidae. The record is from RefSeq and is a predicted model, not a curated record.